AUGCCCCGCGCCGCGCCCCGCUGGCCGCCGCUCCUGCUGCUGCGGCUGCUGCUGCUGCCGCAGCUCGCCCGCAGCGCCCCGGCCCGGGCCGGCGCCGGUGGCCCGGCCUCGGAGCUGGUGGUGCCCAUGCGGAGGGCGGACGGCGCUGGCAAGCUGGCGCUCCACCUGUCCGCCUUCGGCCAGGGCUUCGUGCUGCGCUUAGCGCCCGACGCCAGCUUCCUGGCUCCCGAGUUCAAGAUCCAGCGUCUCGGGAGCUCUGGAGGGGCGGCCGGGGGCGAGCGCGAGCUGCGGGACUGCUUCUUCUCGGGCACAGUGAACAGGGAGCCGGAGUCGCUAGCAGCAGUCAGCCUGUGCGGCGGGCUGAGCGGCUCCUUCCUACUGGACGGCGAGGAGUUCACCAUCCAGCCGCAGGGCGCGGGGGACUCCCUGCACCGGCCGCACCGCCUGCUGCGCUGGGGAUCCGGGGCGCGGCGCGCUCAAGCCCAUCCCCUCCCUCGAGGACCCGAGUUUUGGGGGGUGCAGAAUGGCAACGGUCAGGGACAGGAGAGAAACCACGAGCGAGAGAAGGAAGAGGAGGAGGAGGCAGACGAGGAGGAGGGCGAAGAAGAGGAAGCAGGCGACAGCGAACUGCCACCACCCCUAGGGGCCACGAGUAGGACCAAGCGGUUUGUGUCUGAGGCUCGCUUCGUGGAAACGCUGCUGGUGGCGGAUGCGUCCAUGGCCGCCUUCUAUGGAGCCGGUCUACAGAACCAUAUCCUGACACUAAUGUCCGUGGCAGCCCGCAUCUACAAGCACCCCAGCAUCAGGAACGCCAUCAACCUGGUGGUAGUGAAAGUGCUGAUAGUGGAAGAUGAGCAAUGGGGCCCAGAAGUAUCUGACAAUGGUGGGCUUACACUGCGCAACUUCUGCAACUGGCAACGGCGUUUCAACCAGCCCAGCGACCGGCAUCCAGAGCACUUCGACACAGCCAUUCUGCUCACCAGACAGAACUUCUGUGGGAAGGAGGGGAUGUGUGACACCCUGGGCGUAGCGGACAUUGGCACAAUCUGUGACCCCAACAAGAGCUGCUCUGUGAUCGAGGACGAGGGGCUCCAGGCAGCCUACACUCUGGCCCAUGAGCUAGGGCACGUCCUCAGCAUGCCCCACGAUGACUCCAAGCCCUGUGCACGGAUCUUUGGGCCCAUGGGCAAGCACCACAUGAUGGCACCCCUCUUCGUCCACCUAAACAAGACUCUGCCCUGGUCUCCUUGCAGUGCCAUGUACCUCACGGAGCUCCUGGACGGUGGGCACGGAGACUGUCUCCUUGAUGCUCCCACCUCAGCCCUGCCCCUCCCAACAGACCUCCCAGGCCGCAGGGCCCUCUAUGAGCUGGACCAGCAGUGCAAGCAGAUCUUUGGGCUGGGUUUCCGCCACUGCCCCAACACCUCUGCACAGGACAUCUGCUCCCAGCUCUGGUGCCACAUGGAUGGCGCUGAGCCCCUUUGCCACACAAAGAAUGGCAGCCUGCCCUGGGCUGAUGGAACGCCCUGUGGGCCUGGGCACCUCUGCUGGGAUGGCAACUGUCUGCCUGAGGAGGAAGUGGAGAAGCCCAAGGCCGUGGUGGAUGGAGGCUGGGCUCCCUGGGGACCCUGGGGAGAAUGUUCCCGGACCUGCGGAGGAGGAGUGCAGUUCUCAUACCGUGAGUGCAAGGACCCUGAGCCUCAGAAUGGAGGAAGAUACUGCUUGGGUCGGAGAGCCAAGUACCAGUCGUGUCACACGGACGAAUGCCCUCCUGAUGGGAAAAGCUUCCGGGAGCAGCAGUGUGAGAAGUAUAAUGCCUACAAUUACACUGACAUAGAUGGGAACCUCCUGCAGUGGGUCCCCAAAUACUCAGGGGUGUCCCCCCGGGAUCGUUGCAAGUUAUUCUGCCGAGCCCGUGGGAGGAGUGAGUUCAAAGUGUUUGAGGCCAAGGUGAUCGAUGGCACCCUGUGUGGGCCAGAGACUCUGGCCAUCUGUGUCCAUGGCCAGUGUGUCAAAGCUGGCUGUGACCACGUGGUGGACUCACCUAGGAAGCUGGACAAAUGUGGAGUGUGUGGGGGCAAAGGCAAUUCAUGCAGGAAGGUCUCCGGUUCCCUCAACCCCUCCAGUUAUGGCUACAAUGACAUUGUCACCAUCCCAGCGGGUGCCACAAACAUUGAUGUGAAACAGCGGAGCCACCCAGGGGUCCAGAACGAUGGCAACUACCUGGCACUGAAGACUGCCGACGGGCAGUAUCUGCUCAAUGGGAACCUGGCCAUCUCUGCCAUAGAGCAGGACAUCUUGGUGAAGGGGACCAUCCUUAAGUACAGUGGUUCCAUUGCCACCCUGGAGCGGCUACAGAGCUUCCGGCCCCUGCCUGAGCCUCUGAUCGUGCAGCUCCUGACAGUCCCUGGUGAGAUCUUUCCUCCCAAAGUCAAAUAUACCUUCUUUGUUCCUAACGAUGUGAACUUCAGAAUACAGAACAGCAAAGAGAAAGCCACCACCAACGUCAUCCAGCCCCUGCUCAACGCACAAUGGGUCCUGGGGGACUGGUCUGAGUGCUCGAGCAGCUGCGGAGCUGGCUGGCAGCGGCGGACUGUGGAGUGCCAGGAUUCCAGCGGCCAGACCUCCACCACCUGCAACAAGGCUCUGAAGCCUGAGGAUGCCAAGGCCUGUGGAAGCCAGCCAUGCCCCCUCUGACCCAGUGGAAGACGGCCAGUCUUGUGCUCAUGGAUUCGGAGUGCUGGGGUGCAGAUUAGUAUCCCCACUGUGGUAACCCUACAUGUAGAGGUGGCAGGCCAACCCAGUUCUCCCAUUGCCACGGCCCCUCCAGCCGGGCAUGAAUUCAUAAGGGAAGGAGAAGAGAGGAUGGGACAACAGAUCCUAAUGUCUGCUUUCUAGUGGGUGGGACCUUGCUUGAGUUCAAGCAGAGGACACAGAUUAAAAGGUAAAAAGUGCACUUGUUGACCCAAACAGAAGACUCAGUCAGCCUGUUUGCAAAGGACUAGCAAAGUUAAAUGAAAAAAAAAAAAUGUUUUCUAUUUGGUGUCCCCGAAAAAUAAUCUACCUCAGAGGGGAAAAAAUUCAUCCAAGAGAGGUGUGGGGUGGGGGCCAAUGGCAGAUGUCAAAGCAAGCUCUGUGGCUGCGCCCCUGAGCAGGCUUCAGAAGUGACCGUGACUCUCUUCAGUAUUAAAAUCCAUCGCUUAAAGGGCUGCAGGAUUGUGGACAGCCACCUGUUCUCAGGCUUCCCCCUGCAGGGGUGGAUCCAUUUCAAGUAUUUAUGCAAAUGUGUCUGAACUAAAGUGUGAUCUUGUGCCAAUGUAGUGGUCUGGUCUGGUUCAGUAUUUCUUUGGAAAGGGCAGGGGACCCGGAGCCCAAGGACAGAAGCUAAAUCUAGGUCAGCUGACCUUGAACACACAGGGAAGCGGGCACCUUGCCUGCCUGAGUCUCUUCAGGCUUUCCUCCCAGGUUCUCAGGUGCCAG
Molecule: messenger RNA, 3480 nt
Organism: Rhinolophus ferrumequinum (greater horseshoe bat)
Lineage: Eukaryota; Metazoa; Chordata; Mammalia; Chiroptera; Rhinolophidae
Gene: ADAMTS8
Product: ADAM metallopeptidase with thrombospondin type 1 motif 8
Exons: 9
Coding region: 1-2697 (898 amino acids)
Biological process (GO): extracellular matrix organization; proteolysis
Molecular function (GO): zinc ion binding; metalloendopeptidase activity
Source: RefSeq, a predicted model, not a curated record